Messenger RNA from Eimeria acervulina, 3969 nucleotides. RefSeq lists its product as hypothetical. The coding region runs from base 1 to 3969 and encodes 1322 amino acids. The record is from RefSeq and is a predicted model, not a curated record. NCBI's taxonomy places the organism in Eukaryota, Apicomplexa, Conoidasida, Eucoccidiorida, Eimeriidae. The transcript has 6 exons.
AUGGAUGAGGAACUCCCACAAAGAACGCUGCGGCAGCAGCGCCAGGUGCGUCCUUUUGCGCACCCGCAGCAGCAGCAGCAGCUGCUGCAGCAGCAGCAGCUGCAGCAGCAGCAACAACAGGAACGACAACCACGGUUUCAGCAGCAGCAGCAACAGUCUCUGCAGCAGCAUGAACAACUUCAGUCUAGGACAAUUCCAGCUGCGAACGCGCUGCCUGCAGCUGCAGCAGCAAGGCAAAGCUUAUUGCAGCCUCGCCUGCAUAGCAGCAGCAGCAGCAGCAGCAGCAUUUGUUCUGCGCACGGGGUGUUAUCGGCUUCUGCCUUCACUGGGGGCGCUGGGCCUUCGCUGGAGGUUCCAUGGGCCAGCAGCAGCAGCAGCAGCAUCAACAGCAACAACUCUACUCGUGCUACAGCGCUGUUUGCUGCUGGAGGGGGUCCUGCUGCUGCUGCUGCUGCUGCAGUGCAGCAGCAACUGCGGCAUUCACCUGGCAUUUGCGCAGGGCAGCUGCAGCCGCAGCUGCGUGUACACUCUGGACCCUUCUCUGCUGCAGGAACACAGCUUCCAGGAGGGGUGCAGCAGCAGCAGCAGCAGCAGCAGCAGCAGCAACUGCUGCAGGAGCAGCAGCAGAAUGCGCGGUGUCCUAUGACGCGUCUUCUUUCGCAUGCAACGACAGCUUUAGACGUUACUGCUGCAACUCCGUCUUUGCAUGCGCUGCUGCUGCAGCAGCAGCAGCAGCAGCAACAGCAGCAGCGACUGCCUCAUCGGCUGCUACGCAGGGAGCCGCCUGCAGCAGCGCGUGGUGCGUCACAGCCCUCUGCUGCUGCUGCUGCUGCAGACUUUUCUAAGCGAGUUGCUUCCGAGCAGCAGCUUUUGCUGCAGCAGGCAGCAUACCGCCGCCGCAGCUACAGCAGCAGCUGCCGCUCGGCUCCACAGGGUGCAGGUUCUGCUGCUUCUGCAUGCAUAGACCGACGAAGGCAGCAGCAGCAGCUGCUGCUGCUGUCGGAGGAGGAGCAACGGCAGCAGCAACGCGAGCAGCAACUGCAGCAGCAGUUGUUCCCUUCCCGACAUGAUGUGCAAGAACAACAGCAGCAGCAGCGGCAGCAAGCGCAGUACGGUCAGCAGCGACAACAGCAGCAACCGCCGCAGCAACAUCCACAGCAGCAACAGCAGCAGCAGCAGCAGCACGAGUCUGGGGGGUUGCUGAUGCGUGCAUCUGCUGCAGGGCAGUCUUUGCUGGGCUUAGGCCGGCAGUUGGCGAGGCAGCUGCUGCGGCCUAGCCCUGCUGCUGCAGCAGCAGCAGGAGCAGCAGCAGGAGCAGCAGCAGGAUGUGGGGAACUCGACAAGCAGCAGCAGCAGCAGCAGCAGCAGCAACAGCAGCACCAGCGUGCUGCCUCUCGUACACCUUCCGUUUGCUCUCUCAAGCGCUUCCUCGAGGUGCAGGAACCCCCAAGGCGAAAACUCAGCAGGACAGAACCUGCUGCUGCAGCUGCUGCUGCUUUGGCGCAGCAGCAGCAGCAGCAGCAGCAGCAGCAAAUUUGGCAAGGGUUGCGAGACGCCGGAGUCCUAGCGCAACCACCGUGGCAGCAGCCGACUGCAGCAGCAGCAGCAGCUCCUUCUGCAGCAGCGGACAUCAUCGGCGGCAUGGCGCAGGGGCAGCAGCAGCAGCUGCUGCAGCACCAGCAGCUGUUAUGCCGCUGCAGCAGGCAGGGCUUUUCUCUUGCACGCGCCCGCCUGUCGUUGCAGCGACUUGCUGCAGCACUUGCCAGCAAUGAGGAGUUGCUGCUGCUGCAGCAGAAUUACACACGGAUGCAGCAGCAGCAGCAACAGCAGCAGCAGCAGCAACAGCAAGCGCCACAGGAGGACACAAGUGCAGACAGCUCCAGACAGGAGCACCCUACGCAGCAGCAGCAGCAGCAGCAGCAGCAGCACUUAACUACCCAGCUUGGUGGGCGCUUCCUAUCUCUGCAUGCGCCACUGCUGCUGCAGCAGGACUCAGCAGUUGCAGCUGCUGUUGCAGCAGCAAACCAGCUGUUGCUGCUGCAGGAGUCUUCUUUCAUGGACGAGCAGCAGUAUCAGCCGCAACAACAGCAGCGGCUGCAGCAACAGCUGUUGCAGCGCGAAUACGGGGGUGAGUUGCUGCUGCUGCUGCAGCAAGUGGAGGAGCAGCAAGAUGCUGUAGACAAUGCGCUGCGGUUGCUGCUGCAGCACUCAAACGCUGCAGCUGCUGCAGCUGCAGCAGCAGCAGCUCCUUGUGGAGCCGAAGCAGCGGCAGCAGCACCGAGCGAUCCCGUCUCCGCCAGUGAACAGCAGCAGCAGCAACAGCAGCAGCAGCACAAGCAGCAGAAGGAUUCUGGAGGGUCGAGCGCCUGCAGUAGUCCCAGCACGAGCAGCACUGGAGGCAGCAGCAGCGUAGGCAGCAGCGACAGCAGCGGCAGCAGCAGCAACAGCAGCAGCAGCGAGGACAAGGUGGAAGGCAAAGAACCAGCAGCAACAACAACAGCAGCAGCAACAACAACAGCAGCAGCAGCAACAGCAACAGCAGCAGCAGCAACAGCCGCAGCCACAGCAGCAGAUGGCGAUCCGCAGGACUCGCCUUCAGAAGCGACAGAAGCUGCAGCAGCAGCAGCAGCAGCAGCAGCAACAGCAGCAGCAGCAGCAGAUGCUGUUGCAGCAACAAGACGCAGCUUGUGCUGGCAGGACCUCUUAGGGCUUCCCGAAGCAGCGGUUGCGGGGUUGGUUCCUGCUGCAGCUAAGGCAGCAACACCAGCAGCAGCAGAAACAGCAACAGCAGCAGCAGCAACAACAGCAGCAGCAGCAACAGCAGCAGCAGCGGAGCCACCAGAUUUGUAUGGGCUUCGAAUGUACCCCGAGCUUGUGCAUGCGCUGCUGUCGCUGCUGCCAGGGGAAUCGCCAACUCCAGGUGUAAGUAUGCCGCAGCAGCAGCAGCAGCAGCAGCAGCAGCAGCAGCAGCAGCAUCAGCAGCAUCAGCAGCAACAGCAUCUAUUGCUUCUGCUGCUGCAGUCGUCGUUGGCUGUCAAUUCUCUGAUAGCGACCUUCAAUGCCUUCGAGCUGCAAACGCCUGCUGCAGCAGCAACAGCAGCAGCAACCGCAUCAGCCGUAUCUCAACCUGGCCCUUUGGUUUACUGUUUAGAGGCGCUGCAUAUGAAUGCCGCUGAGCUGCAGCGGCUCUGCAGCAGCCACGGUGUUUUGCUGCUAAAGGCGAGAGAUCUAGAGACGCAUUUUCAGAGGCUGCUUAACCGCAUGAAAAGACGGCUGCAGCAGCAGCAACAGCAGCAGCCACAGCAGCAGCUGCAGCAGCAGGAGGCGACGCUCCUUGUCCCGGUGUAUGGGGAGGGAGUAGCCUUCCUUAUCAUCUUUUCCCUUACUCAGGGGCCUAGCAGCAGCAGCAGCAGCAGCAGCAGCAGCAGCAGCAGCAGUGAAGCGCAACUUACCACGCGAUGUACGUACACUGUGGUAGACUGUCUUGGAGCCUUCAUGCAGCAGCAGCAGCAGCAGCAGCAGCUGCAGCUGGCGGAUACGCUUGCAUUGCUGCUGCGCAGCCGGAGAAGCCUUUCUUGUCUAGGGCCUAUCGAAGCCAGUAACCAGUGGGAGCUGCAGCUGCGCAUGACGGUGCUGCUGCCAACGAGCGCCGAGGAUGCUGCAGUAGAACAGGAGGAGGAGGAAGAGCAACAGCAGCAGCAGCAGCAGCAGCUAGAGCAAGAGCAGCAGCAAGAACAGGAACAAGGCGAAGCUGCUGCUGCUGCUCGUGCGGAGGAUUCCGAAGGGCCUGCUGCUGCUGCAGCUGCAGCGUGCAGCAAAGAGCUGCUGCUGCAGGCAGAAGAAGGCAAGAAGAGGCUGCAGCAUUUGCGGCGGCUGCAGCAGCAGCAACAGCAGCAGCUGCAGCAGCAGUUUACAGGGGACGGGAUCGGCAUAGUGCUACUUUUUACGAUUGAGGGAUUCUUCACGUAA